AUGCCUCCCUUGCGGCGGUGGCGCCCGCUCAUUCUUUUGGUGGCUCUAUGGCUCCUUGGCAUGUACUGGGUCUUCGGCAUUGACGACGAGACGCCCCUCGUACACUCUCCAGGCUCCCACUCAGUCCCCGGCCAGCAGCCACAGUCAGGACAUCAUCAUGUGGCGCCGGUCGCGGACUCCCACGGCGGAGGCGCCGCGGAAAACGGUGGCGAGCUGGACGCCAAGAGCUGGAGAAAGCUGCCCGACCGGUUCCCUGUCACUGGGAAGCUGCGGUCGCUGCCGGAAGUGAGCGUGGGCCGAAGCAGCAUACCCAAGAUCCAGGCCCCGGCACCGCGGGAGUCAGAGACCGCGCGGGAGCAGAGGCUGCAGAGGCAAAAGGCCGUCAAGGACAGCUUCCUGCAUAGUUGGAAUGGAUACAAGAAGUACGCAUGGAUGUCAGAUGAGGUGACCCCGCUGGGCGGCAAGCCGAAGAACCCUUUCGGUGGUUGGGCGGCGACGCUGGUAGAUGCGCUGGACACGCUGUGGAUCAUGGGUCUUAAAGACGAGUUCCAAGCUGCCGUGAAGGCGGCGGAGACGAUCGACUUCUCCAAGACUCAGACAGAUCUGGUUAACGUAUUCGAGACAACCAUUAGAUACCUCGGUGGGUUCCUGGCCGCGUAUGAGCUUAGUGGGAAGAAGUACGAGGGCCUGCUGAGGAAGUCCGUGGAGGUGGGCGAGCUGUUGAUGUGUGCUUUCGAUACGGAUAAUAGGAUGCCUAUCGCGAGGUGGGACUGGAAGUUUUAUAUGACGGGCUCCGCACAGAGCCACCCUAGGAGCGUGCUCGUGUCAGAGCUGGGAUCACUGUCACUGGAGUUUACUAAACUUUCGCAGCUGACAGGAGAUAUGAAGUACUACGACGCCGUGCAAAGGAUCUCGGACGAGUUCGAAAAGGGUCAAGACACCACCAAGCUGCCGGGCAUGUGGCCGGUUCAAGUCGACUCGUCCGGUCCUUCGUUCACGAGCGAUAAUUCCUUUACCUUGGGUGGCAUGUCAGACUCCCUUUACGAAUACUUCCCCAAGCAGUACCUCAUGCUCGGCGGCGUACUUGAACAGCCAAAGAAGAUGUACGAGAAGUUUAUCGAUGUUGCAAAGAAGCACCUUAUACGUCGUGCCAGUAACCCAGAAGAUAUCCCGAUCAUGAUCUCGGCCGACGUGAGAACGAAACUCGUGGAUGGACAAAUGGCCUCGGUAAAUACUCCGAAGGGCCAACACUUGACGUGCUUUGCGGGCGGCAUGGUUGGUAUCGCCGCGAAAAUCUUCAACAGGCCCAGCGAGCUGGAUCUCGCAGUUGAGCUGACGGACGGUUGCGUCUGGGCGUAUGGAGCAACCCCGACUGGAAUAAUGCCCGAGAUAUUUGGCUUUAUUCCGUGCGGAUACUUCGAGGAUAGCCAGACUGGUUCGGAGUGCAAGUAUAGCGAUCUCAAAUGGCGCACCGCCGUGAGGGACCAAUAUUUAGGGGUCAACAGCGGCAAGGACCCUCUUGGGAGCGAUGUUGAAAAGAUGAUCAGCAGCCGGCAACUGCCCCGUGGAUUCGUGGGGCUCCACGACAAGAAAUACAUACUGCGGCCGGAGGCCAUCGAAAGUGUCUUCAUCAUGUACAGGCUCACGGGCGACAGUACGUGGAUGGACAAGGCAUGGACAAUGUUCCAGAAUAUCGAGCGGCUUACGAGGACCAAGAUAGGGGCUGCAAGCCUGAGGGACGUGUCGUUGGAAGAGCCGGGACAGGUGGACUCGAUGGAGAGCUUCUGGCUCGCCGAGACGCUGAAGUACUUCUACCUGGUGUUCUCCGACUUCGACACGGUGGCCCUCGAUACUUGGCUUUACUCGGGGGGAAACAUAGACGACGCACCCAGGAAUCCUAAUGCAUCAGGAUCAAUUCCCUUUAUUACAUAUAUCCAGGAGAUAAGGGUGCAGUUCACUUUAGGCUGGCAGACCGGGCGGGAGCAAACAUUCACUCCAGCAGACGUUACUUCUUUGGUGUCUCAGUCCGAGCACACGCACACCACCACCCACGGCACACGCACGCCCAUUCCAGCGCCAUCGCUGACACUAGACGGCCACAUCUCAGUCAAGCAGUUCAUUCGAAACGUCCGCGCCGCAAAGACCAUCGCCGACGAGCGCGCCGUCAUCCAGAAAGAGAGUGCAUCCAUACGAGCCAGCUUCCGCGAGGAAAGCCACGACCACCAAGUCAGGCGUAACAAUGUCGCCAAACUGCUAUACCUUUUCACCCUGGGCGAGAGAACACAUUUCGGCCAGAUCGAGUGUCUGAAGCUCCUUGCCUCGCCACGCUUCGCCGACAAACGUCUAGGCCACCUGGCCACGAGCUUGCUGCUGGAUGAGAAUCAGGAGGUGCUCACACUGGUGACCAACUCGCUUCAAAAUGACCUCGGCCACUCAAACCAAUAUGUCGUCGGACUUGCCCUCUGCACCCUCGGCAACAUCGCCUCCAUCGAAAUGUCCCGAGACCUGUUUUCCGAGAUUGAAAAGCUAGUAUCGACCGCGAACCCGUACAUUCGGAGGAAAGCCGCUCUCUGCGCCAUGAGGAUAUGUCGGAAGGUACCAGACCUGCAGGAACACUUCAUCGAGAAAGCCACGGCUUUGCUCCAGGACAGGAACCAUGGUGUGCUACUCUGUGGGUUGACCCUCGUGACGAGUCUCUGUGAGGCAGACGAGGAGGAGGGCGGCGAGGAGGGCAUAGUCGAGAAGUUCAGGCAGUUCGUACCAAUACUGGUCAGGACACUGAAGGGACUGGCAUCCUCUGGCUAUGCCCCUGAACAUGAUGUCAUGGGCAUCACGGAUCCAUUCAUACAGGUCAAGAUCCUACAUUUGCUCCGAGUCCUAGCCAGAGGCGAUGCCCAGGUUAGCGAGCAGAUCAACGACAUUCUCGCGCAGGUUGCGACAAACACCGACUCUUCCAAGAAUGUGGGCAACUCGAUCCUGUAUGAGGCGGUGCGGACCAUCCUGGACAUCGAGGCCGACUCGGGUCUAAGAGUGCUUGGUGUCAACAUCCUUGGCAAGUUUCUCACCAACAGGGACAAUAACAUCCGCUAUGUGGCACUCAACACUCUCAUCAAGGUUGUCGCAAUCGAGCCCAACGCUGUGCAGAGGCACCGGAACACAAUCCUUGAAUGUCUUCGAGACCCGGAUAUCAGCAUAAGGCGGCGAGCCCUCGACCUCAGCUUCACACUCAUCAAUGAGAGCAACGUCAGGGUGCUGAUCAGGGAACUGUUGGCAUUCUUGGAAGUCGCAGAUAAUGAGUUCAAACCUACCCUGACGACUCAAAUCGGAAUCGCGGCCGACAGAUAUGCACCGAACAAGAGGUGGCACGUUGACACGAUGCUGAGAGUGUUGGCGCUGGCUGGGAACUACGUGAAGGAACCCAUUAUGUCCUCUGUUAUUCGACUGAUCGCAACGACCCCCGAGCUGCAGACGUACGCGGUCCAGAAGCUAUAUACAAGUCUCAAGAAGGACAUCACCCAGGAGAGCUUGACACAAGCAGGAUCAUGGUGUAUUGGCGAGUACGGCGAUGUGCUCCUCAGGGGCGGGCAGUACGAGGAAGAAGAGCUGGUCAAAGAGGUCAAGGAGCACGAGAUCAUCGAUCUCUUCUCCACCGUCCUGAACAGCAGCUACGCCACACAAGUCACGACCGAGUAUAUCGUUAACGCUUUGAUCAAAUUGACGACCAGGCUCACAAAUGCGACACAAGUCGAGAGAGUGAAAAAGUUGCUCCAGAACCACCAGGCAAGCUUGGAUGUCGAGGUUCAACAGCGUGCCGUCGAAUACCUCAAUCUGUUCGAUCACGACUCGCUUCGGCGCGGUGUUCUUGAGAAGAUGCCACCGCCACAGAUCAAGGAAGAGAAUCGUGUCCUCGGCGAAAAGUCCGCCAAGGAAAAGAAGAAAGCAAACAGGAGAUCUAAGCCUAUCAAAGUCUCAGAACAGGAUCUACUUAUGGAUAUCAUGGGCGACAGCGCCCCGUCUCCUGCUCCCGCCAACGGUAACUCUCAGAAUAACGCAGAUCUGCUUGCUGACAUUCUGGGGGGAACCACCUCACCGCCGCCAACGUCAUCAAACGCUGGCACGCCAGCUCCCCAGUCCAACGUAUCCGCCAUCAUGGAUCUCUUCGGCUCCGGCCCCGCACAGGCCACACCACCUCCUCAAGCGGCAGCCGCCGCGGCGCCGCCGUCUUCGGGUCUUGAUCUCCUCGGCCAAAUGGGCUCAGCUCCAUCCCCCUCACCGCAAGCAGCCGCACCGGCGGGCUUUCCCUGCUACAACAACAAUGGUCUUGUGGUUACCAUUGCGACACAGCGCAACGCCGAGGGAAUUGUGCAGGCCCUCGCACGUUUCCGGAAUGCGUCCGGGGGUCCGCUGUCAAAUGUCGGAGUGCAGGCGGCUGUGCCCAAGAGCCAGAAACUGCAGCUCAACAGCAUAUCAAGCUCGGAGCUGGCGCCUGGGACCGAGGCUACGCAGGCUAUGAGAAUUCAGGGAGUCAAGGGGCCUUUGCGUCUGCGGCUAAGGGUCCAGUACGCACAUCCCUCGGCAGGGCAGGUAAUGGACCAAGUGAACUGGGCGGAACCGUCUUGA
This is a messenger RNA of Diaporthe amygdali, 4620 nucleotides long. RefSeq names its product AP-1 complex subunit gamma-1. Gene Ontology annotation, biological process: intracellular protein transport; receptor-mediated endocytosis; carbohydrate metabolic process. NCBI's taxonomy places the organism in Eukaryota, Fungi, Ascomycota, Sordariomycetes, Diaporthales, Diaporthaceae. The transcript is spliced from 9 exons. The record is from RefSeq and is a predicted model, not a curated record. The coding region runs from base 1 to 4620 and encodes 1539 amino acids. Gene Ontology annotation, molecular function: calcium ion binding; clathrin-cargo adaptor activity; mannosyl-oligosaccharide 1,2-alpha-mannosidase activity. Gene Ontology annotation, cellular component: AP-1 adaptor complex; membrane coat; membrane.